UCACUCGAGCGGUCACCGGAGUGGACACAAGCGCGGGAACACGAGCAGGAACACGAGCGGGAAGAGGGGUGGGCACAAGAGUGGGCACAGGAGUGUGCGUUAGAGCUGGCACCGGAGCUGCCACCGGAGCGGGCAUCAGAGCUGGUACUGGAGCUGGAAGCGAAGCGGGCACUGGAGCUUGCAGAGAAGUGGGCACUGAAGCUUGCAGAGAAGCGGGCACUGGAGCUGGCAUGUAUCUGA
This is a messenger RNA of Morchella sextelata, 240 nucleotides long. RefSeq lists its product as uncharacterized. The record is from RefSeq and is a predicted model, not a curated record. The transcript has a single exon. The annotation marks the transcript as partial. Lineage: Eukaryota; Fungi; Ascomycota; Pezizomycetes; Pezizales; Morchellaceae.